GGCCAAUUAUCGGGUUCUAUUCAAAAUACUACUAACGUUAUUUUCGGUAAUUGUCUUUCUAGUCAAAGGAUGGUGCCAGUUAACCCAUUUAAAAACUAUGCUAUUAAAAGACGAGGUGAGUACUGUUCCUGCUGUCAAUAAAAUAGAAAAUUUGACUGCUCCCAAAUUUAAAAAUCUUGAUAGCAUGUACAAAACAGUGUCAAAGUACACAGAAAAUAUGAUAAAAUUGAAAUGUGAAGCUGAAGGUAACCCUUUACCAAACAUAACAUGGUAUAAAGACGGAGUCACGCCACCUCGACGUCAAAUUGGUGGUAAUAUCACAUACAUUCAAUGGGCCAUAAUACUGGAGGAUUUAACAAUAUUGGAUUCCGGUAAUUACACGUGUGAAGUGAUCAACGAGUACGGAUUUAUAGAUUUCAUUUAUAAAGUCAAAGUAAAAAAAAGAAAUAAAAAAAGGCAACCCGAUGUCACCACCUUGGAACACACCAACGCAUCGUUUAAAUGUAAUUUAAUUUCGGAUCGUUUAACACCUAAACGAUGGUUGCAUCAUGAACCUAGAUUCCAGAAUGUGAACGAUGUAAAUUUAAAUUACGGAACUCCCAUACAGGUACUGAAACACGACUUUUAAAAGAAAGUGCUACGCUAUGUCGGCUGUGAUAUUUGAUUGUAAUUAUGUACAAAUAAAAAAAUAUAUAGUACACAAAUUAUGUACAAAUCGGGGCUUACAAAUAUUUUGAUUUAUAGAGACAGUGCUCCUUCAUGAGACAUUCAAUGCAGCAAUGGAAUAAUAACCCACAAUUUUGUAAUAUUUGAAUUAGUGAUAUUAAUGACAUAGUUGCUCUAACCAUACCAUUCAAUUCAUAGAUAGUAAAUUCAA
Molecule: messenger RNA, 877 nt
Organism: Aphis gossypii (cotton aphid)
Lineage: Eukaryota; Metazoa; Arthropoda; Insecta; Hemiptera; Aphididae
Product: fibroblast growth factor receptor-like 1
Exons: 4
Coding region: 98-628 (176 amino acids)
Source: RefSeq, a predicted model, not a curated record